Molecule: messenger RNA, 1028 nt
Organism: Canis lupus familiaris (dog)
Lineage: Eukaryota; Metazoa; Chordata; Mammalia; Carnivora; Canidae
Gene: NDUFAF6
Product: NADH:ubiquinone oxidoreductase complex assembly factor 6
Exons: 9
Coding region: 1-1005 (334 amino acids)
Biological process (GO): mitochondrial respiratory chain complex I assembly; biosynthetic process
Cellular component (GO): mitochondrion
Source: RefSeq, a predicted model, not a curated record
AUGGCGGCCUCCGUGCUGCGCUCCGCCUGCGGCCCGCCGCGGCUCGGCCUUCCGGGGCUGUGGUGCCGCCGCCGGCCGCCCCGGGGCCUGUGGGCGCGCGCGCGGCGGCUCCCGGGGCUCGCGGGGUCCGGGCGGAGCGUGGCCGCGGCCAGCGGGUCGGGUGCCGCGGGCGCCGACCGCUACUGCGUGGAGCUGCUGCGGAAACGGGAUUAUGAAGGCUAUUUAUGCUCCCUGCUGUUCCCUGCAGAAUCCAGAAGCUCUGCCUUUGCAUUGAGAGCCUUCAAUGUGGAACUGGCUCAGGUUAAGGACUCUGUCUCUGAGAAAACAAUUGGACUGAUGCGAAUGGCGUUUUGGAAAAAAACAGUGGACGACAUAUACUGUGAUAACCCACCCCAGCAGCCUGUGGCCUUGGAGCUGUGGAAGGCUGUGAAAAGACAUAAUCUGACUAAAAGAUGGCUUAUGAAAAUCAUUGAUGAAAGAGAAAAGAAUUUAGAUGACAAAGCAUAUCGUAAUAUCCAGGAAUUGGAAAAUUAUGCUGAAAACACACAGAGCUCUCUUCUUUACUUAACACUGGAAAUAUUGGGUGUAAAGGAUCUUCAUGCAGAUCAUGCCGCAAGUCACAUUGGCAAAGCACAGGGCAUCGUCACUUGCUUGCGAGCGACGCCCUAUCAUGGUAGCAGGAGAAGAGUGUUCCUUCCCAUGGACAUCUGUAUGCUGCAUGGUGUUUCACAAGAGGAUUUUCUACGGAAGAACCAGGAUAAAAACGUGAGAGAUGUGAUCUAUGACAUUGCCAGCCAGGCGCACCUGCACCUAAAGCAUGCUAGGUCCUUCCACAAAAGUGUUCCUGUGAAAGCGUUUCCUGCUUUUCUUCAGACGGUUGCCCUGGAGAACUAUUUAAAGAGGAUCCAGCAGGUGGAUUUUGACAUAUUCCACCCGUCUCUACAGCAGAAGGAUACGCUACUCCCCUUAUCACUGUAUAUUCAGUCAUGGAGAAAAAGAUAUUAAAGUAACUUUACGGCGCUGCUUUU